UGCCAUUCGCAAUCGGCACGCGGUCGUGUACAGACGUGCGCCGGAAGUUUAUCAAAUUAAUAAAAAAAAUAAUCGAAAAUAAAUAAAUCGUUAAACCGAUUAGAAUAAAGAACAAACGCGAAAGAAGUCGUUGAUUAACGAAAUUUAACAGGCGUAUUUAGAAUUUUGACAUCUCAACAAAAAUUUUCUUUUUAAUACCGGUUAUUUUUAAAGGUUGUGUUGUGUUUACGUGAAAUUGAGGUGAAACAAGAGUUAUUUGAUUUGCUUUUGGGUCGGAUUCGAUUGGAAAUUGUGGUUAAAAAAAGAAGUGAUUAUUUUUACUCACCCCUCGCGAAAUCAACCCGCCGAUUUGUAAAUUAUCACGUCUAAUGUUGAUAUGAGCACGCACAGAAAACACUAUUUUAGAAUAGGUGGAGUGUAAUUUGGCAUGGCAUUCCCUUGCCAUGUUAGGCUGUAAUGCCGAAUGUCCAAAAUGUCAGCACCAUUUCGUGUGCUGCCCCCCGACACCAUGUUGUGCGGCGGCGGCGAUCAACGUACGUCAUUCAUUGCAUGGUUUUACCGGGGGCAACAUCGAGUUUCAUCACGUGAAUCAACGCGCAAGUUUAUCUCCGCAAGUUUCUCCAAGUCUCCCCUUAGAAUUCGUUUUGCCGCCGAUCGUAUCUCGUCAACAACACCAGCAGCAGCAACCGCAAAAUUGUCGGCCCCCCACGAAAGUCCACAAAACCCAUCCGGAGCGUAUUCAGGCUUUAAGGCAAUCCGGAUGGUAUUACGGGGCCAUAACGUACCAGCAAAGCCAAGAGUUGUUGCAAAACAAAUCGGUGGGGACUUUUUUGGUGCGAGAUUCUUCGGAUCCUCGGUUUAUGUUUUCUUUAAGUGUUCAAACGGAAAAAGGACCGACCUCGAUACGAUUACAUUUCGUUGAGGGUUGUUUUAAACUAGACUCUCAGCCGCAUUUGUUGCAAGUUAUGCCCAAGUUUAAUUCAGUUCCGGAGUUAAUCGAACAUUAUGUGAAAUCAAGCAAAAACGAUAACCACGUUUGGGUUGACCCCGCGGGUAAAUUACACUCUGCGAUCGUUAUUAAAAGACCUCUACCUAAAGGAAAUGGACCACCAAGUUUAAAACAUUUAUCCCGGAUGAGUGUUCAUAGUGUUUUACAACAAAACGUUAACGGUGAUGGUGUUUUAAGGGAUCCUAUUGCUUAUAAAAAAUUAGCGUUGCCACAACAGCUUAUUAAUUAUUUGGACGAAUAUCCAUAUACGAUAUAAAAAAUUAAUUAAUCGAUUUUAUUUAAUUUAUUUCUU
Onthophagus taurus is the source of this 1301-nucleotide messenger RNA. RefSeq names its product suppressor of cytokine signaling 2. The record is from RefSeq and is a predicted model, not a curated record. Gene Ontology annotation, biological process: intracellular signal transduction; phosphatidylinositol phosphate biosynthetic process. Gene Ontology annotation, cellular component: phosphatidylinositol 3-kinase complex. Gene Ontology annotation, molecular function: 1-phosphatidylinositol-3-kinase regulator activity. NCBI's taxonomy places the organism in Eukaryota, Metazoa, Arthropoda, Insecta, Coleoptera, Scarabaeidae.